AUGACUCAUGUCAAGGCUUAUUAUCGUAAGAUGUCGCUAUACUCUGAGGAUGAGGGUUUUCUGAUGCAUUUCUUCCAGGAUAGCUUGGCUGGAGCUUCCUUGGAAUGGUAUGUUCAACUUGAGCGCACUCAUAUCCAUUCUUGGAGAGAUCUUGUGGAGACUUUCAUUAAGCACUAUCAGUACAAUGUUGAUAUGGCGCUCGAUAGGACUCAGUUGCAGAGUUUGGUUCAAGGGUCUAAAGAAUCUUUCAAAGAGUACGCUCAGAAAUGGCGCGAGUUAGCUGCGAGAGUUCAGCCACCUAUGACUGAGCGCGAGAUGAUAGAUAUGUUCACCAGUACUUUGUCUGGACACUAUUACUUGGCUUGUAGUGCUUCAGCCAACUUUUCUGAGAUGGUGAGAUAUGGCGAACAUGUUGAGAUGGGUCUAAAGAUGGGGAAAAUUCAGUUGGGGGCUUCUUCUAAUACUUCUAGUGGUAAGAAACAAGCUGAGGGUUAUGCCCGAAGGAAGGAAGGAAAUGCGGAUGCCAUAUAUGGAAGAAGGGGUUCAGGGAGAAACAAUUCACAGGUUAAUGCUGUCAUGAUCCCAGUACCGGAGCAACAACAACAACAUCAACAUGGACACCGUUCCAAUAAUGAUCACUAUCCUCCCAGGACUAGGCCUCACAGAAAGAUUGAUCUGAUUCCUAUGACCUAUGCUCAAGGGCUACAAUAUUUGCUCAAGAUUGAGAAGAUUACUUUGAGAGAUGCUCUGAAUGCUCCGGACACACAAUCUCCGAAUUACAAUGUAAACGCACGAUGUGCUUUCCACUCAGGUGUCGCUGGCCAUGAUACAGAAAGGUGCAUUGCGUUGAAGAAUAAAGUCCAUGACUUGUUGGAUCAAAAGAUUAUUCAAUUCACUCCUACACCCAAUGUUGUCAAUAAUCCGAUGCCUGCUCACGGAGGUUCAGGUGUGAAUGCCAUUGAGAGUGAAGAGAUAAGUGUUGUAUCUGACGUGGGCUGUUUGACCUUCCCUCUUGUGUCUGUGAAGCAACAUCUGGUCAAUAGUGGCAUCUUCCCGGGCUGUGGUGUUGAUUGUGAGAAUUGCAAGAGUCAACCCGAAGGCUGUGCUGAUUUGAAAAGUAUGGUACAAAAGCUGAUUGAUGAGGGUCCUCUUCAAUUUUACCAAAGGUUGAGAGAUGCGAAGAGUAAGGAUGGUGAAGUGUAUGUGAUCUCAAUUCCUUAUGAGCCGGUUGCUCCAAUAUGUAUCCAAGUGCCUAUUCAGAUACUUGUCACUAUCCCGUAUGAGGAACAACCAACGGCGUUGAUGAUUACCGUGCCAGGGCCUAUUCCGUAUGAGAGUGAAAAGGCCGUCCCUUGGCAUUAUGGUAAAGGUUUUAUGGCUAAAAUUUAG
Vicia villosa (hairy vetch) is the source of this 1389-nucleotide messenger RNA. RefSeq lists its product as uncharacterized. The transcript has a single exon. The record is from RefSeq and is a predicted model, not a curated record. NCBI's taxonomy places the organism in Eukaryota, Viridiplantae, Streptophyta, Magnoliopsida, Fabales, Fabaceae. Bases 1 to 1389 code for a protein of 462 amino acids.